AAGGGAUCCAGCUUUUGUAAAAAAAAUAAAUAAAUAAUGUCAGAUUUGGACUUUUCGAAUUAUCGUAACAGGAUAAUUAGGUUAAUGUUAUGAAAAUGGUUUAGAGUUAGCUUAAAUUCAACAAAAAAAAUAUAUACUUUUGACAAAAACUUGAUCCCUUUGACCGACGAGAACAUUCUUGGAGGGAUCGCUACGUUUAGGUUAGAAGGAAUUGGCUCAGAGCUCCUGCCACUCUUCAGCAUCAUCUUGUUGUGAAAACGAACUGACAUCAAAACAUUGGCAACAUUUUUUUUUUUAUAGCUAACAAUAUCCAUUUUAUUUAGCUACCUUGUCAGCUUUAGAUAUUAUCUCAAUCGGAACGCAGAAUUGAAUACGAAUUGUAUAUCAAGACGUCAUUCUUCAAUUGUAUUCAAUGGAAGAGCGGAAUGGCCACCACGGCGAGAAUGAACCGGAGACCGGGGAAAACGAAGACGCGGCGGAGCCUCCACCGAAGCAGUCGCGUUCAAGGAGUGACGAGUCGAAUAAUUUUGGAUUAGACAGUAACAACAUGGAGACAACUACGGCCGGGGGAAGUGCCACCGAUGAACGACGCACGUCCACGUCCAACUAUUCGUCAAGGCAAAGGAUUGACUCCCUGAGAAAGAUCAGGCCACCCUUCCCCUGGUUUGGGAUGGACAUCGGUGGCACCCUGGUGAAGCUGGUCUAUUUUGAGCCCAAAGAUAUCACAGCCGAGGAGGAGCAGGAGGAGGUAGAGAACCUAAAGAGCAUCCGGCGCUACCUGACCUCCAACAUAGCCUACGGUAAGACUGGGAUCAGAGAUGUUCACCUGGAGAUGAAGGACCUGACGAUAUGCGGACGCACAGGAAACCUCCACUUCAUCCGUUUCCCCACCCAGGAUCUGCCGGCCUUCCUACAGAUGGCGCGCAACAAGCACUUCUCCAGCCUCCACACCACCCUCUGUGCCACCGGAGGGGGUGCCUACAAGUUUGAGUUCGACUUCCGCCAGAUGGCUGAUCUCCAGCUGCUGAAGCUAGAUGAGCUGGACUGUCUGAUACGGGGCGUCCUCUACAUAGACUCAGUGGUGUCCAAUCCUUCAGAGUGUUACUACUAUGAGAACCCUACAGACCCUGAACACUGUGUCCAGAAACCCUUCACACUGGAGAACCCCUACCCUCUGCUGCUGGUCAACAUCGGCUCUGGCGUCAGCAUCCUGGCCGUCUACUCCAAGAACAACUACAAACGAGUAACUGGAACCAGUCUGGGUGGAGGGACAUUCCUGGGGCUGUGCUGUUUACUGACUGGCUGCUCCAGCUUCGAGGAGGCUCUGGAGAUGGCGUCGCAGGGGGAGAGCUCACACGUUGAUAAGCUAGUGAGGGACAUCUACGGCGGGGACUACGAGCGCUUCGGCCUCCCCGGCUGGGCUGUGGCCUCCAGUUUUGGGAACAUGGUGUGUAAAGAGAAGCGGGAGUCCAUCUCUAAAGAGGACCUAGCCAGAGCCACCCUGGUCUCCAUCACCAACAACAUCGGCUCCAUCACCAGGAUGGUUGCGCUCAACGAGAACAUUGAGAGGGUGGUGUUCGUAGGGAACUUCCUGAGGGUGAACACCCUGUCCAUGAAGCUGCUGGCCUACGCCAUGGACUACUGGUCUAAAGGCCAGCUGAAAGCCCUGUUCCUCAGACACGAGGGCUACUUCGGAUCAGUCGGGGCUUUGCUGGAGCUCCUGGAUCCAUCCUGAUUGCUACGGUGGCCCUGAAGGUCAAACUAGCACUUAAGACCCACGGACUGCUCUUACCCAAAGCCAGACUCGCACUUAGACUUAAGCUCUUAAACCAAAAAACCGUCCGUCCAUCAGGACUACACCUUUAUACUUUUAUCCUCCUCACUCCAUUGGUGCGGUGUGCUAGCAUGUACAAGUAGCCAGAUAGGUAGCCUGUACAGUAGCUAGAUAGUUAGGCUGUAUAGUAGAUAGGUAGCCUGUACAGUAGCUAGAUAGUUAGGCUGUAUAGUAGAUAGGUAGCCUGUACAGUAGCUAGAUAGUUAGGCUGUAUAGUAGAUAGGUAGCCUGUACAGUAGCUAGAUAGUUAGGCUGUAUAGUAGAUAGGUAGCCUGUACAGUAGCUAGAUAGUUAGGCUGUAUAGUAGAUAGGUAGCCUGUACAGUAGCUAGAUAGGUAGGCUGUAUAGUAGAUAGGUAGCCUGUACAGUAGCUAGAUAGGUAGGCUGUAUAGUAGAUAGGUAGCCUGUACAGUAGCUAGAUAGUUAGGCUGUAUAGUAGAUAGGUAGCCUGUACAGUAGCUAGAUAGUUAGGCUGUAUAGUAGAUAGGUAGCCUGUACAGUAGCUAGAUAGGUAGGCUGUAUAGUAGAUAGGUAGCCUGUACAGUAGCUAGAUAGUUAGGUAGCCUGUACAGUAGCUAGAUAGUUAGGCUGUAUAGUAGAUAGGUAGCCUGUACAGUAGCUAGAUAGGUAGGCUGUAUAGUAGAUAGGUAGCCUGUACAGUAGCUAGAUAGGUAGGCUGUAUAGUAGAUAGGUAGCCUGUACAGUAGCUAGAUAGGUAGGCUGUAUAGUAGAUAGGUAGCCUGUACAGUAGCUAGAUAGUUAGGCUGUAUAGUAGAUAGGUAGCCUGUACAGUAGCUAGAUAGGUAGGCUGUAUAGUAGAUAGGUAGCCUGUACAGUAGCUAGAUAGGUAGGUAGAUUGUAUAGUAGACAGGUAGCCUGUAGGGUAGCUAGAUUGGUAGCCUGUAGAGUAGCUAGAUUGGUAGCCUGUAUAGUAGACAGGUAACCUGUACAGUAGCCAGGUAGGUAGACUGUAGAGUAGCUAGAUUGGUAGCCUGUAUAGUAGACAGAUUGGUAGACUGUAUAGUAGACAGGUAGCCUGUACAGUAGCCAGGUAGGUAGCCUGUAUAGUAGACAGGUAGCCUGUACAGUAGCUAGAUAGGUAGCCUGUAUAGUAGACAGGUAGCCUGGUAGGUAGACCGUAGAGUAGCUAGACAGGUAGCCUGUACAGUAGCCAGGUAGGUAGCCUGUAUAGUAGACAGGUAGCCUGUACAGUAGCCAGGUAGGUAGACUGUAUAGUAGACAGGUAGCCUGUAGGGUAGCUAGAUUGGUAGCCUGUAUAGUAGACAGGUAGGUAGACUGUAGAGUAGCUAGAUUGGUAGCCUGUACAGUAGCCAGGUAGGUAGCCUGUAGAGUAGACAGGUAGCCUGUAGGGUAGCUAGAUUGGUAGCCUGUACAGUAGCCAGGUGGGUAGACUGUAGAGUAGCUAGAUUGGUAGCCUGUACAGUAGCCAGGUAGGUAGCCUGUAUAGUAGACAGGUAGCCUGUACAGUAGCUAGAUAGGUAGACUGUAUAGUAGACAGGUAGCCUGUACAGUAGCUAGAUAGGUAGCCUGUAUAGUAGACAGAUUGGUAGCCUGUAUAGUAGACAGGUAGCCUGUACAGUAGACAGGUAGCCUGUACAGUAGCUAGAUAGGUAGCCUGUAUAGUAGACAGGUAGCCUGUACAGUAGCUAGAUAGGUAGACUGUAUAGUAGACAGGUAGCCUGUACAGUAGCUAGAUAGGUAGCCUGUAUAGUAGACAGAUUGGUAGCCUGUAUAGUAGACAGGUAGCCUGUACAGUAGACAGGUAGCCUGUACAGUAGCUAGAUAGGUAGCCUGUAUAGUAGACAGAUUGGUAGCCUGUAUAGUAGACAGGUAGCCUGUACAGUAGCUAGAUAGGUAGCCUGUAUAGUAGACAGAUUGGUAGCCUGUAUAGUAGACAGGUAGCCUGGCCCGUCUGCAUACGUUUGACAGGAAUAUGAAUCGCUCCAGGAACGCCACCACUGUUGCCUUACCUGCUGGAUGAGCACAUGUCUGUUUGGCAGGUUUAAUAGAAUUGCUUGAUUGCUCUGUCACCAUCAGCAGCCAAUGGCUCGGCUCUAAUGUUGACCUCCAUAGAAGGUUGCCCAAUGGCUGAGGCCCAAUGGGCAUUCUCCUGGCACUAGCGUCAGGGUUAAUGCCAGUCAAUACAGGAAGCACACUGACGUUCCAAUUCUCUUAAAUGCUUUUCAAUCAGGAAAAUGUGGAAUUUGGUUUACUUUCUGAAUUGACAGGAAUUGUAAUGGAAUUGAUCUCAACCCUGAUUAACUGUUACGUUAACUUUCUUUUAUUUAUUUUAUUUUUACUAUUGUUUACUGUGCCAUUUUUCAGCUCAGCUGCAAAGUAAUUGUUACAUAUUGAUGGAAGAGAUGUUGAUUGAUAUAUCUGAUGACAAAUGGAAUAUUUGGGGGGUCUGUUUUGGACAUAAAUGUUAAGUUAUUCUAUGUUCACCUUCAAUGAACUGUUACCAAUGAACCUGACUCUUAUUCAACUUUACAUGAUAGUUAAACAUUUAGUCUUUAUACUGCCUUGAGUCUGUCUGUCUGUCUGUCUGUCUGUCUGUCUGUCUGUCUGUCUGUCUCUUUCUCUCUCUCUGUCUGUCUACUAUACUAGUUUCAACUGUUCUCAUUAUUAGGCCUACUUUAACUACCUUUAUUCAGAUCACCAUGCCACAGGUAUUCUUCCUGGAGUCCAUACACAUAACUAAAAAUACAUUACAGUUUACAUUAAGACACGGUAGUAGGCAACACUUUCAGGGAUCUGGAUCUGCUGUAUUUGUAUAGGGGUUUUAAAGGGGAGUCCCGGGUCAGACUCCCCUUUGCCUCCAGAACAUCCUGAAUUCUUUGAGGAAUGGAAACAUUGCUUAAUUGGUAUCAAGGGACCUUAACGUGUAGCAGGAAAAACAUUCUCUACACCACCGCCACCAGCCUGUAAUCAUAUACAUGCUUUAGUCCUAUCCCAAAGGCAAGUAACGUACACAAGUUGUUCGUGUUCAGUCUCAUCAAAUCAGCUCUGUUUUUUUUUUCUGUUUUGUGUUAUGGUGCAGCGUAAUUGUUUUACAUGAUACUAGUGCUUCACAUUCAGCUCAAUACAUUCUGUUAAGUGCCUGGUAUGUUGUAGUCUAGGAAAGGUAGAAAUGCAGACAAUCCUAUGAAGACAUGCUUUUUGAAAUCAGACCUGUCUUUGACUCCAUACACCAAGUUCUCUAUCUGUUGGUGAUGUACAAUGUUAAAAAAAAAAUGUUAUUACUAAAUUUUUGUAAUAAAUAUAUUUUGUGUCAUAUAAAUUAUUUGAUUGUCA
Messenger RNA from Salvelinus namaycush (lake trout), 5149 nucleotides. Its product is annotated as pantothenate kinase 3-like. The transcript is spliced from 8 exons. Gene Ontology annotation, biological process: coenzyme A biosynthetic process. Gene Ontology annotation, cellular component: cytosol; nucleus. NCBI's taxonomy places the organism in Eukaryota, Metazoa, Chordata, Actinopteri, Salmoniformes, Salmonidae. The record is from RefSeq and is a predicted model, not a curated record. Bases 413 to 1735 code for a protein of 440 amino acids. Gene Ontology annotation, molecular function: pantothenate kinase activity; ATP binding.